GGAAGCGCGAUGGAAAGAACAGCCAAAGGCUUACGCACCUGUCUUUUCGUCUUGCAGUACGUCGCUGUUUUCGCGGCCGGCGUACCAGUGGCUGGUCUACGGGAAAGCUUCGCGCUCUCGGACGGAAUUCGUGAAGCCGCCCCUUCCCCGGAUCUUCCAUUAUCGGACGGAAUCUGUGCUGUUGCCCCUUCACCAGACCUGCCAGAAACAGCUUGCUGGGACCUGACCAACAUCGUCGAGCGCCACCUGCAGCACCACCAGUGCGCAGCUGCGACAUCAACGUCAUCUCGUCCGGAUAGGAUAAGACCCAGCAUCGAGCACUAUCACUGCAGUGGGCACGGAAGCGCGAUGGAAAGAACAGCCAAAGGCUUACGCACCUGUCUUUUCGUCUUGCAGGUUAGUUACCUUUCUAAACUGCCUUGUCGUAGCUUCCGAUCUGAUGAACCCUUUAUUGUUGUGCUUCCGUGCCCACAAGCCGUUCUCUUGCCUUUUUGUUCUUUGCUACUACUUCUUUGUGGGGAUGUAGAAAGCAACCCAGGUCCUGACAACUUAGCAGAACUAGUGAAAACGAUGAAGGAUUUGAACGAACGUACAAAAAGAAUGGAAUCAGCGCAAACAACAAUAUUGGACACCGUAUCUGUGUUAAAAGAACAACAACAGUCAGUUUCAGAAUCAAUAAACGAAAUAAAGGACAGACUGGCGAAAGUUGAAAACCAAACCUCCGUUUUCGAGCACUGGCAGCAUGAAAUGAAAGAACUACGCACCACUGUUGAGCGCCUUGAAAAAGACACUAGUAAUAUGCAUUCGCGUCUUGAUGACGCAGAGGAUCGAUCGCGGAGAAACAAUCUUGUCUUUUAUGGAAUUCCAGAUGCCGCAGAUGAAACUUCUUCGGAAUCGGAAAAAAAGAUCAUCAACCUCCUGACUAAUACUAUCCAAAUUGAUGUCACAAGUUCUGAUAUAUGCCGCGCUCACAGAAUAGGACGCUAUGAUUCAGCGAAAGCUCGACCACUUAUAACGAAAUUUGAAACAUUUAAAAAGAGAGAGCUGGUUUUUUCAAAACGAGGUUUGCUAAAGAGCACUGACAUAGCAAUGAGCGAAGAUUUUUGUCAAACAACGCGCAACAUAAGAAAAAAACUAAUAGAAUACGGUAAAUCAAAGACCACGUCCUUCAAACUUCGGUAUAAAACGCUGACAUUCGAUGGCAAAUCUUACGGAUACGACGAAGCGAAGAACUGUAUUUUCGAAAUACACAGAAAAAAACCCACACACGAGCAUGAACGUAGCAGAACUCUUCGCUCAGGUCGUAGGUUACCGCCGAGUUAGGGACAUCUGAGGGGAGGAACCAUAAACGAGUGCAAGUGUUCAGUCCUUUUUACCAACAUUCGUAGUUAUUUUCCCAAGAAAGAUGAAUUCUGUGGUAUUAUUGAUGACUGUAACGCCGACAUUAUUGCACUGACAGAAACCUGGCUAAGUAGCAAAAUAACAAACCCCGAACUCUUUGAGUGUGCAAACCGUUAUACUGUUUACCGAAGUGACAGAACUGGUAGGAUUGGUGGUGGCGUCUUGCUCGCUGUUAAAGAAUCCAUAAAUUGUUCUCUUGUGCCAAUCAACUCGAAUUUAGAGCUUAUUUGGUGUUGCCUAACAAUUAGUUUUAAGAAAAUAUUAUUAGGUGUCUGCUACAGAUCCCCAUCAAGUGACUCAUCCUUUUGUGAUGACAUUCACGACAGUUUAAAUGCGGUUACCAUGCGUUUCCCGGGAGUUCAAAUUAUACUCUUGGGUGAUUUUAAUUUUCCUGACAUCAUCUGGUCUCAUUCGAUCCCUUUUUCUAACCCCUCAACGGCUGAAGCCAAUCGGUUCGUUUCAGUUUGCUCUGACUUCGGCUUAUCCCAGAUAGUCAAACUUCCAACACGUGUAACAAAAAACAAAUCAUCACUCCUUGAUCUGAUUCUAACGACAUCAACUGAUAAAGUUUCUACAGUAACACACAUGCCAGGGCUGAGCGAUCACGACAUCCUGCUCUUCACGAUUACAACACCUCAUCAAAAGAUAAAGCGACAGCGGAAAAAGAUUCGAAAUUAUAAAAAAGCUAAUUAUGAGGCCAUCAACAAUGAACUGUGCCUGUUUCUGGCCACUUUUUUACCUAGUUAUCUAGAACGCUCCGUCGAAACUAACUGGUUCAUUUUAAAAAAUAAAAUCGGUGAGCUAAUAACCAAACAUGUCCCCCUUCGGACUGUUUACGCUAACAAUAAAUCACCAUGGUAUAGUACAUAUUUGAAUCGAUUAUCCAAUAAGAAAAAACGUUUAUUCCGCACAGCUAAACUUCACUCAACACCGUCUCAUUGGCUAACAUACAAAAACGCUGCAAGCUCAUAUCUCAUAGCACUAAAAUCAGCCAAAGUCUCCUUCCUUAAAUCCACGCUUCCAAACUUAAUACAGGCUAACCCAAAACGCUUUUGGGAGAUUAUCCGGGGAAAUGCUCAUAAAAAUGGUAUAUCACUGCUGACAAGUUCUGGGGGCCCUGUACCGGAGCAUAUGUGUUCUACUCUGCUCAAUGAAACUUUCGCUUCGUCAUUCUCAUCACCUAACCUUCCCGGUCCGAUGCCUGAGAUCCAUCCUACUCAAUACCACUCAAUGCAUCCCAUAAUCUUCAACUCCACUGGUAUCAAAAGCAUCAUUCAGAAACUAAAAUCUAAAGCAUCAUGCGGGGUAGACGAAAUCAAUGCAAUCUUUUUAAAAAACACUGCUGAAUAUUGCUCAAUCAUACUAGAACAUAUUUACUCGCAAUCUUACAACUCGGGUACCUUACCGUUUGACUGGAAAACUGGCAGAGUCAUCCCUAUUUACAAAUCAGGACCAUCCCAUGACCCACAAAAUUAUAGACCGAUUUCUCUUACAUCAGUGCCUUGCAAAAUUAUGGAGCAUAUAAUUUACACACAUCUGGUUAAUUUUCUCGAACAUAACAACUUCUUCACAGCUUCGCAGCAUGGAUUUCGCAAAAACUUUUCCUGUGACACUCAGCUCAUAGCCUUCACUCAUUUUCUCCACUCUAAUCUAGAUGGCGGUUUUUUAACAGAUUGUAUAUUUCUCGACUUCUCUAAAGCAUUCGACAAAGUGAACCAUGCACUGCUACUUCAUAAACUAAGCGUUCUAAACAUCGACACAGCUGUAAUUAAUUGGAUUCGCGCCUUUCUAACAUCACGUGUUCAGUUUGUAGCCGCUAACGACGUUAACUCCUCAUUGAUUCCUGUUGAUUCUGGUGUCCCGCAAGGGUCUGUGCUUGGUCCCUUACUAUUCCUAAUCUAUAUUAAUGAUUUGCCUACUAAUGUCUCUUCGAAAAUAUGCCUGUUUGCAGAUGACUGCGUCUUGUAUAGAAAGGUGACGGAUGCCGCAGACAUUUCACUAAUUCAGGAAGAUCUUAAUAACAUAACUAAAUGGUGUCAAUUAUGGCGUAUGGAAUUAAACGUUAGAAAAUGCAAAAGUAUGAGGAUUUCCAGUGCUGAAGUGACUUCCCCUACUUACACACUUAAUAACAUCCCACUAGAAUGCGUAACAUCGUACAAAUACUUGGGUGUCCAUAUUACCAAUAACCUUUCAUGGAAAACUCAUAUUGAUUACAUAGCCACCAAGGCCACUAGCACAUUAGGAUAUUUUCGCCGGAAGUUUCCUCAAGCGCCAUCUUCAUUAAAACUACUACUGUACACAACUUUCAUUCGUCCGAAGCUUGAGUAUGCAUCGUCAGUAUGGGACACCGGAUAUCAGAACCA
Molecule: messenger RNA, 3764 nt
Organism: Rhipicephalus microplus (southern cattle tick)
Lineage: Eukaryota; Metazoa; Arthropoda; Arachnida; Ixodida; Ixodidae
Source: RefSeq, a predicted model, not a curated record